Zingiber officinale is the source of this 1643-nucleotide messenger RNA. Its product is annotated as protein trichome birefringence-like 28. The coding region runs from base 53 to 1411 and encodes 452 amino acids. The transcript has 5 exons. The record is from RefSeq and is a predicted model, not a curated record. Gene Ontology annotation, molecular function: O-acetyltransferase activity. Gene Ontology annotation, cellular component: Golgi apparatus. NCBI's taxonomy places the organism in Eukaryota, Viridiplantae, Streptophyta, Magnoliopsida, Zingiberales, Zingiberaceae.
GAGCAGAAUCGCCUCUCCGGCUCGCCCUCAGGCCAGCUCCUUCACUGUCGCCAUGCACACCCCUCGCCGGAAACUUCUAUUCGGGCUACCUCCGGACCCGACGCUGCCGGUGGCAAAGCUCCUCUGUUCGUACACGAAGAAAGGCAGCAACUUUUCCAUCUACGCCGUCGCUCUCACCAUCUCCCUCUUCGGCCUCAUCACCUACGUCGGCGACAUCAAGACCAUGGCCCUCCUCUCGCCGUGGCAGAGAAAACCCCAGGAAAUCUCUGACGCAGGCCUCACCCAACAGCCGUCGGAAAUCGCCGGAGCGAACUUGACGGCGGAGGCGGUGGGCGUCGUGCCGGAGACGUGCGACCUGGCGCACGGCGAGUGGGUGUUCGACGACGUAGAGUACCCGCUCUACCAGGAGGAGGAGUGCCAGUACCUCUCUCGGCAGAUGUCGUGCUUGCAGAACGGCCGCCGGGAAGCGGCGUACCAGAAGUGGCGGUGGCAGCCCGCCGGUUGCUCCUUGCCCAAAUUCGACGCGAGGCUGCUGCUGGAGCGGCUCCGCGGGAAGCGUAUGCUGUUCGUCGGCGACUCCAUCAAUCGAAACCAGUGGGAGUCCCUCGUUUGCCUGAUCCAGGCCGUGGUGCCGCCGGAGGGGAGGAGCCGCCGGGUCGACGGAUCCCGAAUCAUCUUCACCGCAAAGGACUACGACGCGUCGAUUGAGUUCUACUGGGCGCCGUUCCUGGUGGAGUCCAACUCCGACAAUCCCAACUUCCACAGCAUCGCCGUGCGGAUCAUCGACGCCGAUGCCAUCGAGAAGCACGCAGUCCACUGGAAGGGGGCGGACGUGCUGGUCUUCGAUACCUACAUAUGGUGGAUGAACACCCUCGAGAUGCGUGUCCUCAGCCGACCAGGGGCGAAGAAUUGGACGGACCACGAUCCGAUUCUGAGGUACGAAGCUUACGAGAGAGUGCUGGGGACGUUGAGGAAUUGGCUGGAUCGCAGCGUCGAUCCCAUCAAGGCGUCCGUCUUCUUCAUGAGCAUGUCUCCGAUUCACUUCGAGAGCUCGUUCUGGGGCAACGCGGCGGGAAUCAAGUGCGCCAAGGAGACGCUGCCGAUCACGGACAUGGCCGGCGUCGUGUCGGGCACGGACAUGAAGAUGUUCGAGGUGGCCAAGAGGGUGCUCGGCUCUCCGGGGCGGCUCGUGCCGGUGGGCUUCGUCGACGUCACGGCCAUGUCGGAGCGGCGCAAGGACGCGCACACCUCCGUGUUCACGGUGCGGCAGGGCGGCCGGCUGCUGACGCCGGAGCAGCAGGCGCGCCCGGGCGAGUUCGCCGACUGCAUCCACUGGUGCCUCCCCGGCCUCCCCGACGCCUGGAACCAAGUCCUCUCCGCCCACCUCCUCGCCGCCCGUCGCCGUCGCUGACUCUAACACAAUUUUUAAUUCAAAACCAUAGUUCUUUCACUGAUUAACAAUUCUUAUAUUAUUACUGAAAAAUUAAAUCGAGAUUAAAUCAAUAUAAAAUUGAAUCAAUAUCUGUUAACUUGCGCAAUUAUCGAAGAUUAACAUCAACAUGUCGACAUUGCUGACUUUACGAAGGCAUGUGCAAUUAAUUAGGGAAUUCCAAUUGGCUGAGUAGAGUUGGAGAUGUCGACAU